UAUGCCAGGUUAGACUUAUAUAAACAUACAUUUGACUACGUCGUGAACCCCUCUGGCACCACGAUGAAGCAACUUCAAAUUUUGUGAACGAGAAAGUUAGUUGGAGAGUCGCCAUUUAUUCAUCAGUGAAGGCAAUAACGGCAGGUUAACUCACGCAUAACGAUCACGAAAUUAAGACAGCUCAAGUUUAGACAACGAGAUGGUCUGGUAUUAGUGCCGGGUAAAAUCCGUCCGAAUCCUGAAGCUAGGUGGAUGGUCUAUCGAUGUCGACGUCGCGGCAACGAAAUAUGCUAAUGCAUCACUGUUAAAGCGACGAUACUGAAGGCGGGUAAUGCAUGUAUGAUACAUAUAAGCGAAAACUUUCUUUCGCAAAUAAUUGAGGUAAACCCAGACGAUAUAAAACCGCAGACUGGUACUGACUAUUGAUUCUAUAAUUCUGCAAGGACCCCUAGGACUAUUUUUAAAGGAUGCGAAAAACUAAUUCCAAUUCGAGCAAUAUAACAGCUGUCAAGGACCUGUGACAAAUUAAAACUCAUAGACCGACAUUUGAAUAUCAAUCAAUGAAAUAUUUUUCUAAUGUUUUUUCUUUCCUACCAAUGAAUUAUUCAGCUCAUGGUACAUUUUAGCCCAACAACCUCAGUCAGUGUUAAUUCUCCAAGUCAACGAGAAUAUUGUUGAUCCUCGGGAGUCCAGCGUGUUUGUUUUAUCACAGAGAAAAUUAUAAACUGAAUGCUCGGAAAACGUGGGUGAUCCAUCUCAGUCUAAGACCAAAGUUUCAUGCAGAAAACGAUAUAAACCCACCAGCUUAAAACAAAGCGAAACAAUACAAAAGACCGUAGAAGUAUUUCAGUUGAUAUAAACGGAAUUAAUACAAAAAAAAGAGAAGAAUCGAUCGGCCCUGUUUAUUUAAUGAGCAGGUAUUUCCUUUUUAUUCACGAAGAAAAAAAAUGGUAUUCAGGAGGAAAAACUCUUUUGCUUAAAGGCCGCAAAUCGCUUAGAGAGGACGAAAAAGGUAGCGAAACAAUACAAGAGUGGCAGUCAGUGCAAUUCGUGUUUAACAUAGAACUGAGAUAAAAACAACAACUGCAUAUGUCCACCUGCUAUAUGAUAAUCGUGACAAGGAUGAUAAAAUUUUGUUAUUUUCAUUUUUCUAGAAAGCACUUUUUUACUGUAAUAUGUUAUUUGAGAAGUAGAAAAAUUGUUUUCCCAGUUUUUGCCACUCGCUUAAGUCGACAACAGUUAUAAUAAAGAGAAGAGUUACCAUUUAUAUAUGGUAAUUCACUUCGGAGAUGACUCAAAAACUGAAAAGUUCACUCUGUCAUAAUUAAGGUGGCUCCCUAUUUUACCACUGAAAACGUGCUGAGAACAAAGCUUUAGUGCUCAAAGGAAACAUCAUCAGGUAAAUUCCGUAAAAUUACGAAAAAAACUUUGCAAAAUCCGUUUAAUUCUUCUGGGUUGUAGUUAUUUCGGGCACGUCUCUUAAUAUUAAAUUUGACUAGUGAGGCUGUGGCACUGUUUCGUCGUACUUAGUUGAGUAGUUAGUUGAAUAGUUAGUUGAGUAGUUAGUUGAGUAAAACAAAUAUCGGUGUUCCAAAUGAAUCUGUGGCUGUCUGGCACAGGCGAAAUAGUUCCAAAGUUAUAAAUAGUAGCACGUUUCUGGCAUUAUUUGAGAAUUCUGAUGUCUUGAUAACAUGAAAUAGUGGCAAAAGAGUAAGACAGUGUAACUAUCUCGAGUUCCCGGUGUUCGUGUCGCACGCGUACUCGCGCUUAGCGUAGUCCAUGACCCUUCUUCUUUACUUUUUGACUGGAAGUCCUAGACAUUCUCAAUUAUAUUAGUGUAAUCUAGUUAACAUUUCUGGGAAGCUCCAUUCUUAGAGAAUUACUGACUUGGUUUGUUCUUGCAGUCUUAAAGAUCAGAAAAGCUGCCUCACAGAAGAUGACCCCGGCGUGGAGCAGUUCAGCAGCCUUAAUAUGUACCGCUGUACUGUUUUGGAAGCCAGUCCUAACGUCUUCGGCAUCCCCGCCGCCUCGCACUGGCACUUGUCCUAUUCCACGAACUGGAAUUAGGAUAUCUAUUCUCAACGAUCCUCCAUUUACCGAGUUCAAGUCCGGUGAGGUGGAAGGCAUAUUGGGAGAGUUUUUCACUGAAAUUCAAAAGAAAUGUUUUCUAGAUACUCCAGAAUGCAAAUCAGUAUCCAGGAAUGUCACGAUCGAAAAGAGCCUGUUUAACUCUACAGCAAACUUCGUAUCGGCCAUAGAGGGAAAUACAACAGAUAUCGCCUUCCCAAUAACAGCCCCAAUGAAGAUGGUUUUGUCUGGUGACAGCUACUUGGGACCACUUUUGAUAUUUGAGGUAUUCAUAAAAUCCUCCGGAUAUUCGCUCAUCAUGGACGUCGAAAAUUUCAACCAAAAAUCCAAUGACAUUGUCUUUGAUACCUUGCUUGUAAACACCUGGCCCAUAUUCGUUUUCACUCUCCUUAUCGCUGGAAUCUCAGGAAUAUGUGUCUGGAUGUUGGAAACGUACUUUAACGAAGAGGAAUUUCCUCGUUCUUUUACAAAAGGUUGCUAUGAAGGAUUUUGGUGGGCUUUUGUCUCCAUGACGACGGUCGGCUAUGGAGACAAGACUCCCAAGUUUAUUUUGGGUCGUGUGUUUGGCGUCAUUUGGAUCUUGAUUGGUUUGGUCGUCAUAGCAAUGUUCACGGCGACCGCUACAAGUGCGCUCAGCAUUAGUUUCAGCGACCUUGCUCGACUGGAAGGAAACAAGGUAAAGCAAAUUAAAAUGGUCGAAGUUAAUGACAUUUCCGAGACUUCCAUGUGGAAAAGGAAGUCCGUCGUAGGAUGAUUGUCAGAAAGUUUGCAUUGAACCCCAAAAGCAGACCAACCUGGGCGUAGCUCGUGCUUCACUAUACCAUGUGUUUAUCCCUAAAAGAUACCGGUUUAAACGGUCUUGAAUGCGUUUUUGUUUAUUUCUUUGAGAGCAAUUUUAAAAGAUACCUUGACAGUUUAAACUAGAAGCGUUCCUUCCUGAACACCCUCAGUGAGACAAAAUCCGUGAUUUACACCUCUGAGUGAGACAAGGAGCAUCCCCGACCUUAAGCUUUUUGCAUUGAAAUCGCCAUCCUCCCCCCCGGGGUAACAUUUGUGAUUUUGUGUGAUAAAAAUCAUACGAGGUUUUGGUGUGUGGGGUAGAAAGCGUUCUUGAGCCUGGAAAGGGACGUAUGUAGUAAACAGUAGUUUUACAGUCGCUUUAAUUUUGUCUCCAAUUGGAUUCUGUACUAGGAAGGAUUUUAGAUUUUAGGUAAUAGACCUUUCCCGCAUUCCAACAAA
Molecule: messenger RNA, 3327 nt
Organism: Orbicella faveolata
Lineage: Eukaryota; Metazoa; Cnidaria; Anthozoa; Scleractinia; Merulinidae
Biological process (GO): action potential; potassium ion transmembrane transport
Cellular component (GO): membrane; voltage-gated potassium channel complex
Molecular function (GO): ligand-gated monoatomic ion channel activity; delayed rectifier potassium channel activity
Source: RefSeq, a predicted model, not a curated record